Spinacia oleracea (spinach) is the source of this 747-nucleotide messenger RNA. RefSeq lists its product as uncharacterized. Lineage: Eukaryota; Viridiplantae; Streptophyta; Magnoliopsida; Caryophyllales; Amaranthaceae. The transcript has 2 exons. The record is from RefSeq and is a predicted model, not a curated record. Bases 1 to 747 code for a protein of 248 amino acids.
AUGGGUAGUGCAGUGCAAUGGCCGCCGAAGUCCAGCAAGCCCGACUCAAAGAAAGACCCCUCGAAGUGGUGCAAUUUUCAUGCCAACAUCGGUCACACCACCAAUGAAUGCGUGGCGCUGAGGAGAGAAGUCGCCUACCUACUAAAGAACGAAUAUCUUAAAGACGUCAUGUCUGACAAAGCUCGAGGCAUCAUCAACAAAGGCAACUUCAAUUCUCCUUCUCGACCUCCUCUGCCUCCCCCUCAUACUAAAACUGUAAAUUUUAUUGUUGGAGGCUCUGACAUUUGUGGUGACAUCCCUGACAAACAUCAUGGCGGUCUGGUAAUAUCUAUUUCCGUUGGGAAUUGUAUGAUUAGACGGGUCCUUCUCGACAACGGUAGCUCCACCAACGUUAUGAUCCUCGAUGCCUUCAAGGAGAUGGGGUUGAACCCAGACACCGACGUCGUCAAGAAAUCUACGGUUCUGAUAGGAUUCAGUGGCGAAGCGAAAACUACUUUCGGAGAAGUCACACUGCCCGUCUAUGCCGAGGGAGUCAACCAACAGGCAAAAUUUUGUGUUAUUGAUUGCCCUUCAUCUUACAAAAUUAUCUUGGAUCCACGACAUGAAGGCCAUCCCAUCGACCUAUCACCAAACCAUCAAGUUCCCAACUCGGUGGGGGGUUCAGGAAAUCAAAGGGAUCAACAGGAAUCCAAAGAGUGUUACAAAGCGGCACUGAAGCCUUCGUCCACCAACAAAUUCUCAUUAUAG